AUGGGCUUACAUUUCAAGUGGCCAUUAGGGGCUCGUAUGCUGGCAGCACUAUAUGCAAUGAGUAUGGUUUUAAAAAUGCUGCCUGCCUUGGGCAUGGCUUGUCCACCAAAAUGUCGCUGUGAGAAGCUGCUCUUUUACUGUGACUCUCAGGGGUUUCACUCAGUGCCAAACACCACUGAAAAGGGCUCGCUAGGUUUGUCACUGAGGCACAAUUAUAUUUCUGAACUUGAAAGGGAUCAAUUUGCAAGCUUCAGUCAACUUACUUGGCUUCACUUAGAUCAUAAUCAAAUUGCAACAGUCAGAGAAGAUUCUUUUCAAGGACUGUAUAAACUUAAGGAAUUAGUCUUAAGUUCCAACAAAAUCUUUCAUUUGCCAAACACAACUUUUAGCCAGCUGCUUAACCUGCAGAAUUUGGACCUCUCUUUUAAUCAGUUAUCCUCUCUGCACCCCGAGCUCUUCUACGGCCUUCGCAAGCUACAGACCUUGCACUUGCGUUCCAACUCCCUGCGGACCAUCCCGGUCCGCCUGUUCUGGGACUGUCGUAGCCUGGAGUUCCUGGAUUUGAGCACAAACCGCUUGCGAAGUUUGGCUCGCAACGGAUUUGCGGGAUUAAUCAAGCUGAGGGAGCUUCACCUAGAGCACAACCAGCUGACAAAGAUUAAUUUUGCUCACUUCCUCCGGCUGAGCAGCCUGCACACGCUCUUCUUGCAGUGGAACAAAAUCAGCAACUUGACAUGUGGGAUGGAGUGGACCUGGGGCACCUUAGAAAAGCUCGAUUUGACUGGAAACGAAAUCAAAGCCAUCGACCUAACCGUCUUUGAAACUAUGCCUAACCUUAAAACCCUCCUAAUGGAUAACAACAAGCUCACCACUCUGGAUUCCAAGAUCCUAAGUUCGCUGACAUCCCUCACCACCGUGGGCCUCUCCGGCAAUCUGUGGGAAUGCAGCUCAAAGAUCUGCGCCUUGGCCACAUGGUUGAGUGGCUUCCAAGGUCGGUGGGAGCACUCCAUCCUCUGCCACAGCCCUGACCACACCCAGGGAGAGGAUAUUCUGGACGCAGUGUAUGGUUUUCAGCUUUGCUGGAAUUUAUCGACUGUUGUCACGCCCGUGGCUACGACGUACGCCGUUCCGACUACCGAGUACACGAAAAGAAUAAGCUCUUCUCAUUUCCAUAUGGGAGACAAAGAGAUUCCAACUACGGCAGGCAUGGUCGUUACCACCGAAGAACAUUUCCCCGAGCCAAACAAUGCCAUCUUCACUCAGAGGGUAAUUACAGGAACAAUGGCUUUAUUGUUUUCUUUCUUUUUUAUCAUUUUUAUAGUGUUCAUCUCCAGGAAGUGCUGCCCUCCCACAUUAAGAAGAAUUAGGCAGUGCUCAAUGAUUCAAAACCACAGGCAGCUCCGAUCCCAAACACGGCUGCAUAUGGCAAAUAUGUCAGACCAAGGACCCUAUAAUGAAUACGAACCCACCCACGAAGGACCCUUCAUCAUCAUUAAUGGCUACGGACAGUGCAAGUGUCAGCAGCUGCCGUAUAAAGAAUGUGAAGUAUAA
This is a messenger RNA of Gavia stellata (red-throated loon), 1551 nucleotides long. RefSeq names its product leucine rich repeat transmembrane neuronal 2 (gene LRRTM2). The transcript is spliced from 2 exons. NCBI's taxonomy places the organism in Eukaryota, Metazoa, Chordata, Aves, Gaviiformes, Gaviidae. Gene Ontology annotation, molecular function: protein binding. Bases 1 to 1551 code for a protein of 516 amino acids. The record is from RefSeq and is a predicted model, not a curated record.